Messenger RNA from Myodes glareolus (Bank vole), 1166 nucleotides. The record is from RefSeq and is a predicted model, not a curated record. NCBI's taxonomy places the organism in Eukaryota, Metazoa, Chordata, Mammalia, Rodentia, Cricetidae.
AUGUGGCAGAGAGACAUGAAAAGCAGUGGCAUGAACAGCAUGAACGUGGAACAGCUCAGUUCCACGUUGCUGCCUGCUAAAAAGGUCAAAAUAACCCAAAGAAGGAACGCAUACAAAUACUACUAUCGGGCGAGGCUGGCCCGCAGGGCGCGGAGCCAGCAGCGAGCACCACGCUGGAGCAGCAGCGGCAGCGGGAGCCUGGGCCGCCAGCCGCUGUGUAAGUGGGAGGUGUUCCCUGGCCACAACCGCUUCUACUGCAGUGGCCGCCUCAUGCUGGCCUGCCAUGGCGGCGUCUUCGCGCUCACGCUGCUGCUCAUCCUCAGUACCACCGUACUCUUCUUCUUCUUCGACUGUCCCUACCUGGCCCACAGACUGACCCUGGCCGUCCCCAUCAUCGCUGCCAUCCUCUUCUUCUUUGUCAUGAGCUGCCUCCUGCAGACCAGUUUUACUGACCCUGGCAUCCUACCCCGGGCAACCAUCUGUGAAGCAGCUGCCCUGGAGAAGCAGAUUGACAACGCAGGCAGCUCCACAUACCGACCGCCCCCUUGGACCCGGGAGGUGCUGAUCAACGGGCAGAUGGUGAAGCUGAAAUACUGCUUCACUUGUAAGAUGUUCUGGCCACCCAGGACCUUGCACUGCAGUGUCUGCGACAACUGUGUGACCUUCAUCUUCGCCUGCGUGGUCACCCACCUGACUCUGCGUUCUCAAGAAAGCAACUUCCUCUCCACUCUGAAAGAGACACCAGCAAGUGCGCUGGAGUUGCUCAUCUGCUUCUUCUCCAUCUGGUCCAUCCUGGGCCUCUCAGCGUUCCGAACUUACCCCGUCGCCUCCAGCCUGACAACUAACGAAGACAUCAAAGGGUCUUGGUCCAGUAAGAGGGGCAGUGAGGCCUCUGUCAACCCCUACAGCCAUAAAAGUAUUGUCACCAACUGCUGUGCUGUGCUCUGUGGCUCCCUACCUCCCAGCCUGAUCGACUGGCGGGGAUUCGUGCAGUCUGACGCUGUGUUGCCCUCGCUCAUCAGAAGUGACGAGCCAGCCUGUGGGGCCAAGCCAGAUGCCAGCAUGGUAGGAGGCCACCCCUGAAUGUGACUCAGUGCUUGCCACCUGCCACCCUCCACGCCUGCCGGGACCCUCCCCAUACCAUCCGAGGGAAGCAGAGCUGCCAA